Spizellomyces punctatus DAOM BR117 is the source of this 2274-nucleotide messenger RNA. Its product is annotated as L-asparaginase, type I. The record is from RefSeq and is a predicted model, not a curated record. The coding region runs from base 1 to 2274 and encodes 757 amino acids. Gene Ontology annotation, molecular function: asparaginase activity; protein binding. NCBI's taxonomy places the organism in Eukaryota, Fungi, Chytridiomycota, Chytridiomycetes, Spizellomycetales, Spizellomycetaceae. Gene Ontology annotation, biological process: amino acid metabolic process. The transcript has 15 exons.
AUGUCUACCGAGGAUAAUUCAACGGUGUUUGUGAGCGAUGCGGUGAACGCGGUGGUCGCCGCCGACGUGGCGGACGACAUGAUCACAGCUGAUAUUUCGAGGGUACUCAUUCUCUACACAGGAGGAACCAUCGGCAUGAAGAACACUCCAGAGCACGGCUAUCUUCCUGUCCCCGGUUAUCUUUCCCAGACUUUGGCAUCAAUGACGCGGUUUCAUGAUCCCACUGGUUUUGCCGAGCAUGCGCAAGAAACGGGCAUUGCGGAUAGGGAAGCCAACAAGUUUCCGCUAACGAAUGCGGUCAAUAUACCACUUAGGCUUGCUGACAACGGCAGACAUGCGAAGGUAAACAAUGCGCGUGGAGCCCCCCAUACGGUGAUAAAUGGCACCCCCGUUGUGCGGGUCAGGAAGCCUGCCUUGAUCACCCCGCCAUCAUUGUAUGGAAAAAGAAUUCGAUACUCGAUUUUAGAAUAUGAUCCACUAUUGGACUCGUCAAAUAUGACUAUGACAGACUGGGUUAAAAUCGCGACCGACAUCGAAGUGAACUAUAUGCUUUUUGAUGCAUUCAUUGUUUUGCAUGGUACGGACACAAUGAGCUUUUCUGCAAGUGCUCUAAGUUUUAUGCUGGAAGAGCUCGGAAAGACGGUUAUAUUGAGCGGUUCUCAGGUCCCAUUGGCGGAAGUUCGAAACGAUGCUGUCGACAAUUUAUUAGGCGCUUUGACAAUAGCCGGUCACUUCGUUAUCCCCGAAGUCGGACUCUUCUUUAAUAAUAAAUUGUACAGAGGAAAUCGCUCAAUGAAAGUUGAUGCAGUUGAUUUCAAUGCAUUCGAUUCGCCCAAUCUGCGUCCACUCGUCUCUGUUGGUAUCAAUAUAGAUGUUUCUUGGCCGGAUGUUCUUCGACCCACUGCAAUUGCCAAAUUCCGCGCUCAUAAGAUUAUGGACUCCUCCGUGGCAACACUUCGCCUGUUCCCAGGAAUAACGGAAGCGACGGUGCGGGCAUUUUUGUCUCCUCCAAUUAAAGGCGUUGUGAUAGAAACGUAUGGCUCCGGAAACGCGCCAAAUAAUCGCCCUGACAUUCUUGCGGCUCUCAAGGAAGCGAGCGAUAGAGGAGUUGUAAUUGUCAAUUGUACCCAGUGCAAACGCGGACUCGUGACCGACUUGUAUGCCACGGGGAAAGCAUUGCUGAAGGUUGGGGUUGUCCCUGGUGCUGACAUGACCCCUGAGUGCGCACUAACGAAAUUGAGUUACCUACUGGGCAAAAAGCAUGCUCCCGCUGAGUGCCGGAAUUUGGUCCGCCGAAGCCUUCGCGGGGAACUCACAACGCCGUCGCGGCGUCAAAGGUUUACAUACCAGCAAGGAAUGCAAGGGCUUAUUUCCUCUGUGAUGUCCCUUUUUGGAAGAGUACCAGCUGCUACCCCUCUUACUGGUGAUAUUCCAAAAGAUCAUGUAGCAGAAGAAAACCUGGGUGGUAUGGAAAGGGCCUUGAUUCCCAUGCUGAUGUGUCAGGCAGCGCGAAUGGGCGAUAUCGAAGGUCUGCAGGUGAUUACUGCCGAUUACAGACCCUUAAUCAACAUAGGAGACUAUGACGGACGAACUCCCCUACACAUCGCGUCAAGUGAAAACCAAACGGCUACAGUGGAAUUUCUCUUGCUGCAGGGUGCCAAUGUUCACUUGCGCGACCGCUUUGGACAUUCACCAUUGUGGGAUGCCAUUCGAUGCCGAAGUGAAGGAAAUAUUGCACUUCUCCGACAAGCUGGUGCUCAUUUUUCCGAAGAGGAAUUAGACGAAGCAGCUAUCAGGCUUUGGAGUGCUGUCAGCAACAACGACUUCAAGCUGUUUAAGUUACUGACGGAAUCGGGGGCGGAUUUGAAUAAGCCUGUCUACGAUGGAAAAACGCCGCUACAUUUGGCGGCCAAAGAGCACAAGACUGAGUUUGUCCAGUUUAUUGUCGACUAUGCCAUUCAAGUUGCGAACGAGCAGAAACGAACACAAACCCCAACACCUUCUUCAAUAGAUAGUCCUCCUCCGUCUCCUCGCACACCCACUAUGUGGCAUCGACCUUCCUCCCCAUUUCCCCUAGCAUUUCGAUCUACAGUUUCGGAAGCUGGUUCAACUUCUUCCCUAACCACGCCAUCCUGGAUUGAGGUUCAAUUGGAGCCAACAGAUUCUUCGGGUCGUACCCCACUUGAGGAAGCUAGAGACUUGGGGGAUAGUGGUGUCGAGGUCGUCAACCUGCUCGAGGCAGGUCUCUGGAAAUUACGCGCGAUCAAAGAGUAG